Messenger RNA from Paraglomus occultum, 355 nucleotides. Lineage: Eukaryota; Fungi; Glomeromycota; Glomeromycetes; Paraglomerales; Paraglomeraceae. The record is from the annotation of a GenBank genome assembly.
UGAGAUUAUACAAAGAUUUAAUGGAGGACGGGGUCAAGAAGAAUCACCAGAAUCUGAACAAAUGGAAGAAGACGAAGGGCUAGAACCAACUGCCUUGUCCAAAGACGAACACGAGCCAAUUAACAGGAUUUUGUACAUUCAAAACCUUCCCUCUGACGUCACCGAUGAAAUGUUGAGCUGCUUAUUCCAACAAUACCCAGGGUUCAAAGAAGUGCGUCUUGUACCUGGUAGAACGGAUAUUGCGUUUGUGGAAUAUGAAGCCGGUCAUCAAGCUGCCGUUGCCAAGGAUGUAUUGAAUGGAUUCAAACUUACCGUUGAUAAAGAGAUGAAAGUAACAUUCGCGCGAAGGGGUUAA